Messenger RNA from Zymoseptoria tritici IPO323, 1750 nucleotides. RefSeq lists its product as uncharacterized. The record is from RefSeq and is a predicted model, not a curated record. Gene Ontology annotation, biological process: L-tryptophan biosynthetic process. The transcript is spliced from 3 exons. The coding region runs from base 107 to 1750 and encodes 547 amino acids. Lineage: Eukaryota; Fungi; Ascomycota; Dothideomycetes; Mycosphaerellales; Mycosphaerellaceae. Gene Ontology annotation, molecular function: anthranilate synthase activity.
CUCAAAACACACAUACCUUAUCUUCGCACAUAUACCCGGACUCGAUGAGCCAAUUUGUGUUCAUCACUUCUCCCAGACCCGUCGCCUGACCUUCGCUAUCUGCACGAUGGCUCCCACUAUCGCAGUACAGCCAUCGUUCGAAGAAGUUCAUAAAAUCGUCGAGGAUACCGCCAAAUGGCCCAAUGCGCCGGAUCUGAUCCCUCUGUGCACCUCGAUCACUUCUGAGUUCCUGACUCCCUCAGCGAUCUACCUCAAGGUCGCAGCCAGCUCCCCGUCCAAGCAAUCCUUCCUGUUCGAGUCUGCCGCGACCUCCGAGACCAUUGGUCGCUAUAGCUUCAUCGGCGCCAACCCGCACAAAACCCUUCUCUCCGGUCCAAAACAUGGCCUCGAGGCCGAUCCUCUUCCACAGCUCGCAGGAGAGCUCGCGCAACACCGUAUUGCAAACGUCCCAUCUUUGCGACUACCUCCUUUGACUGCAGGAGCUAUCGGAUACGUUGGAUACGAUUGCGUUAGAUACUUCGAGCCGAAGACAAAGAGAUCGAUGAAGGAUGUCCUUGAAGUGCCGGAGAGUCUGUUCAUGCUGUAUGACACCAUUGUCGCAGUGGACCACUUCUUCCAGAAGAUUUUGAUCAUCACAUAUCUGCACGUCCCGCAGGGAGGUGCGAACAAAGAGGAGCUGCAGGCGGUGUAUGAUGCUGGAAGGGAAACGCUGGCAAAACUCGUGGAAGUGCUGAAGAGCAAGGAUCUACCUCUACCUCCUCAGGAGCCUGUCGUCCUGGACCGAGAGUACACAAGCAACAUCGGCCGGCCAGGCUACGAAGCUCAUGUCACAGCUCUGAAGAAGCACAUCGUGACCGGCGACAUUAUCCAGGCUGUGCCCUCCCAGCGCAUUGCCCGUCCUACAAGCUUGCACCCGUUCAACAUCUACCGACAUCUCCGGACGGUGAACCCAUCUCCGUACCUCUUCUAUCUGGACUGCGACGACUUUCAAAUCGUGGGUGCCAGUCCUGAGGUCUUGGUCAAGGAGGAGAAUGGCCGCAUCAUAACCCACCCGAUCGCGGGCACCGUCAAACGUGGCACCUCUCCAGAUGAUGACGCCGCGCUGGCCGCCACACUGAAGGCUUCGAUCAAAGACCGCGCAGAACACGUCAUGCUGGUCGACCUCGCCCGCAACGACGUGAACCGUGUCUGUGACCCUCGCUCCACCCGCGUCGACAAACUCAUGGUGGUGCAGAAAUUCUCCCACGUCCAGCACCUCGUGUCUGAAGUCUCUGGUAUCCUCCGUGAGGAUAAAACACGAUUCGACGCUUUCAGAUCCAUCUUCCCAGCGGGCACAGUCUCCGGCGCGCCGAAGGUGAGGGCGAUGGAACUCAUCGCCGAGAUGGAAGGUGAGAAGCGAGGCGUGUACGCUGGCGCGGUGGGCUACUUUGGCUACGACAGUGUGAACACUACAAACGGCGAAGGCAAGGAAGGAGCGAUGGAUACGUGCAUUGCGCUGAGAACUAUGAUGGUCAAAGAAGGCGUUGCGUAUUUGCAGGCUGGAGGAGGCAUUGUGUUCGACUCGGAUGAGGGCGAUGAGUAUGAGGAGACGAUCAACAAGUUGGCGGCCAACAUGAGGUGUAUUGAGCAGGCGGAACGGCUGCAUUGGGAGGAACAGCAGGGCGAGGCCACGGCGGAGGCGGAGGUCAACCAAGAAGCGGCAGCAGUGGGCGGGAAGGCGGCGGAGGGGAGGGUUGACAUUGCCGGAUAG